Messenger RNA from Sphaeroforma arctica JP610, 348 nucleotides. RefSeq names its product ribosome recycling factor. The coding region runs from base 1 to 348 and encodes 115 amino acids. Gene Ontology annotation, biological process: translation. Gene Ontology annotation, cellular component: mitochondrion. NCBI's taxonomy places the organism in Eukaryota, Ichthyosporea, Ichthyophonida. The transcript is spliced from 4 exons. Gene Ontology annotation, molecular function: ribosomal large subunit binding. The record is from RefSeq and is a predicted model, not a curated record.
AUGAUCAGUUGUUACGACCCUUCGUCUGCCCCACAUGUGGUCAGCGCUAUACUUGAGGCUGACAUGGGCCUCAACCCAGACAUCGCAGACGAGGGAAUGAUCAAGGUGCCUAUACCCAAGACCACUAAAGAAACACGCCAGACCCUUAUCAAGAAGUGCAAAGAGAUUGCAGAGAGAGCUAAGGUCAAUCUGCGAGGUGCCCGAGGGAAAGGGAUGGACCAAGUCAAACACGCGAAUCUGCCAAAGGACGAAGCUCGAGCCGCUGAAAAGCGGGUGCAGAAAGAGCACGACUCAAUACACAAAGAACUGGACGCCAUCGCACACAAGAAGAUCGAUAGCCUAGCGUAA